AUGAUGUAUCCUGCGAGCGCGGAGGAGGAACAUGUUCAGUUCCCGUACCCCUUUAUUUGCCCGCCGCGGUCGCUGCCUGGGCCCCCUCCAGGCAAGGAACGAGACAUUCUCGACCCCUUGAAGCGGCAGGCCGAGUCCCACGGCGUCCUCGAGUGGCUUCUGGACGCCAGAAACAACCUCCGGCGCUGCCCGGAGCCGCAGCCGCGGCGAAUUUGGGGUCGCGUCCUCUCCGUGGUUCCCGCGGCGGUGAGGGAGAGCGACCGAGGGAACUCAGACGGCUUGCCAGACGACUUCUCGAGGCUUCGGAGGGAGCAUCAGCGGGAGCUGAGGCGUCAGCUCCGAGAACGCUACCGGGAACUCGAACGCCAAGCCCAGCAGAACUUUCCGAGCCAGGAUGGGCGGGCCUCUGACCACAAGGCGUUCACAAGGCGGGCAGACGAGUCGCCGCGAGAAGGGCGAAGGCCGGAGGUUGGACAUCUGUCUCUUGCUGCGUUUCUGCGAAGCAACGGCGACUUCCUCCGAGAGGCUCGGCUACGGCCCAUGCGGCGCUCACGCACAAGCUCCAACGGGUCGCCGUUCGACACACACGCCGAUGCCCCCCCCCCGGCUCACCCCCAAGAGGCAUUGGAGUACACUGGUCUGGAGGACUACAGGUUUGAGCACUUGUCUGACGACGAGGUGUGCGUCUUCCGGCUCGGAACGCGACAGAAUUCUUCAGAGAGCGAUCACGACAGUUUCCCAGUGGGCACCGGUAGCCAGGGAUCCACGUUGAGCAGCUCGAGGUCGCGGCGGACAGUGAGCAGAGGGUCGACGACGGGCGGCAGGCGGAGUUCCUCCUCUAAAGAAGACUGGCAGUCCAGCAGAGGGCGGCACCGGUUUGUGAGCAAUGACUCGGACGAGAGCCACCCCAGGUCGUCCGCGAACCGAGUGGCGUCUGCCUGGAUUCAAGGUGAUGAAGACUGCGCAAGACUCAUCCUGCCAGCUCGGCGUCUCAAAAGCUUCGAGGCAUCGACAGAAGAAGCGGAAGCACACGGCUGGGGGCCGGCAGAGGAGUCCCUGCGACGUCUAUCGCGACCCAACACUUCGCUGCGCUCUCAGCUAGCGGACGGCGGAACUCGUCUUAGGCGCUCGGAGAGCGAAACGUCUGCCCUGUCCGGAGACACAGCGCCUUUGUCGCCGCUUCCGAGGGGCGGCGGUCACGGCUGGGAAUCUCGAGCGAAGAAGCGAGUUGACCUGUCGCUGGAUCCCGCGCAUCUGGAGAGAACUCCGCCCUUCGGGCCGCGGACGGCUGUCGAAGCGCGCGGAGGCGUGUCGCCUUGUGGAGACAUGCCGGUGCCGCCGCCGCCGCACCCCAGCUUGGAAGCCAGUUCGCGGCGACUGUCUUUCGCGUCCGCGAGCGACGCGGGGGGUGAGUUCGACGACAGAGCUGGCGCCGGUGGCUUUCCCUCCAACUACCAGCAGCUCGAACACCGGGGGCGGCCCUACCCCCUGUCGCACCACCCUCACCAGGUUUCGCUUCCCUCCUUCGCCCGCCUGCCGGAGCACCCCUUCGCGCCGACCGUGCCCUGCACGCCGUCGAAGAAAGUGCUGCCCUACACCUUGAAGGACCUUCCCGACAGCCCAGGGCCGCAGAAACGCCCGUACCGACCGGCCCACUCCAAGAUCCACAGAGGAUUGCACGACAGACAUCGCGACGCCUCGGCGAGGCGACGCCGAGAGGGCAGAGCCUCGUCCAGCUCGAGACGGGCGCACCACGCGAGCAAGCAGCUCCAGCAGGCGCAGAGGCCUCCGGACGGCCUCGCGAUGCACCGCCCAAGUCCUAGGACCCUUCGCUCACCGGGGGCUGGGCAAUUUCCGACUGAGAGCGCUCAAGAGACCCCCGGACCCUGGCUCGAGUGCAGGCGGGGGCCUGAGCAAGCGCUCGCCACGGGAAGCCUAGCCAGAGAGACCGACGGGGAUAGCGGCGGACAGAGGCAGGCUUGCGUGACCCGGCUGCGCUUCCACACGAGCGACGUGGCGCCGUCCGCAGCUCUCUUGGAACGGCGAAACAGCAGCAGGCCGGUGCCUGCGAGGCGCACGCGACAGACGUUUGCUGCGAGGCGAGGCGGUUUCGGGCAGCCUUCGGAGGCAACGAGCAGCGACCGGGAUCUGUCGGAGGACUCUUCCUUCUGCGGGUGGGUCAUGUCGGGGUGCUCAAACUCGAGUGUGGAGGAUGUCGGCAGAGUUUUGGUGUCCUGA
Besnoitia besnoiti is the source of this 2238-nucleotide messenger RNA. RefSeq lists its product as uncharacterized. The coding region runs from base 1 to 2238 and encodes 745 amino acids. The record is from RefSeq and is a predicted model, not a curated record. The transcript has a single exon. Lineage: Eukaryota; Apicomplexa; Conoidasida; Eucoccidiorida; Sarcocystidae.